Neoarthrinium moseri is the source of this 918-nucleotide messenger RNA. RefSeq lists its product as uncharacterized. The coding region runs from base 1 to 918 and encodes 305 amino acids. The record is from RefSeq and is a predicted model, not a curated record. NCBI's taxonomy places the organism in Eukaryota, Fungi, Ascomycota, Sordariomycetes, Amphisphaeriales, Apiosporaceae. Gene Ontology annotation, cellular component: small-subunit processome; nucleolus. The transcript is spliced from 2 exons. Gene Ontology annotation, molecular function: rRNA (pseudouridine) methyltransferase activity; rRNA binding. Gene Ontology annotation, biological process: rRNA base methylation.
AUGCCAGUGGUAGGGCCAACACCGCCUCCAGGGCUGCCUCCCGCCGACGCCCCUCAGCCUUCACAGCAUCGCCUGGUGUUUUGCUUCCCCCCUCCUUCCCUCGAGACAGAUCCCGCUUUCGAAGUCAGACAUGGCACUUCAACCGCGACUGACACGAUAGACCCCUUGACAGGCACGCAAUCUCUCCCCCCACCGGCAUUGCCCCAGCUGGUUGCCGAGCAGAACCUACCUAUCCCCUCCAAUGACAAGGACUCACAACGACUCAUUGUCGUCCUCUCCAAUGCCAGUCUCGAAACCUACAAAGCCUCUCACGCCGGUGGUGGCCGUAUGGGAAUGCAGCGCGACGACAAGUACUCGCUCCUCAACAGCGACGAGCACAUCGGCGUCAUGAGGAAGAUGAACCGGGACAUCAGUGAUGCCCGCCCCGAUAUCACCCACCAGUGCCUCCUCACCCUGCUUGACUCGCCCAUCAACAAGGCCGGCAAGCUGCAGAUCUACAUCCACACGGCCAAGGGCGUUCUGAUUGAGGUUUCGCCAACCGUCCGAAUUCCCCGGACGUUCAAGCGGUUCGCUGGUCUGAUGGUGCAGCUCCUCCACCGCCUCUCUAUUCGCUCGACGACUUCGCAGGAGAAGCUGUUGAGGGUGAUCCAGAAUCCCAUCUCCGAUCACCUGCCUCCCAACUGCCGCAAGGUCACCUUGAGCUUUGACGCCCCAUUGGUGCGUGUGCGAGACUGGGUCGAAGGGCUGGCUCCGAAGGAGAGUGUGUGCGUAUUUGUUGGAGCCAUGGCCAAGGGCACAGAUAACUUUGCCGACGAGUUUGUGGACGAAAAGAUCUCCAUCAGCAACUACAGCCUCUCGGCCAGCGUGGCCUGCAGCAAGUUUUGCCACGCCGCCGAGGAUGUCUGGGAUGUCUUGUAG